CCACCGACCAUCCCCAUCCCCGCAAAGCAUAGAUCUGGGCACGCACUUAGACCACGCGACGCUUAUUACCCACUUCCAACAAAAUAUGGAGAAUCUCCCUACAUGAUAGUAACCACCACCGGCCCUCCUACAAGGCCAGCAUGGCCACCAAAUCCAAUUUCAAGCGGGCGGUGCCUGCGGGGCGGUCACCGAAUCCCCUCGCAGCUCUCCGCAACACGCAGCUUGUAGAUUCCAAGGCCGUUCUUCCUGCAGAACUCAUCGACACGAUCCUCGAUUACCUGCCCGUGCCGGACAUGCUCAGAUUCGCCCGUACCUCGAAGCGCAUGCGGGAGAUGGUGUACGAUGACACGCGAUGGAUACGGAGACUGAAGAGCAUGGGAUGCUGGAGUGAUGUGGAAGCUCGGCAGAGGUUCGAAGAGGGUAUGAGAAGGAAAUUGGAGGCUCAGCGUGCGCGGGAGGCGGAAGAGGCUCGGAGGACCGGCCUGGGUGUAAAUGGAGGUGUUAAUGGGGCAGCUGGUGAAGCGGACCCGGCGCGAAAGGUUAGCAUCACUCUCUUCGAUGCCGGACAGGAGGAGGAGAUAUUACAAAGCUCUCAGGAGAGGCCUCCGGGACGGCAUAGAGCUUCGACUCUCGAAAAAGGUUUCGAUGAGAUGACACUCUCGUCCGCGAGUACGGCACCAGGACCUCCGAUUGCUCACAUACGGGAUCCCAAUGUCGCUCUCACCGUUCUAUCACGCGUACGGUCUAUUCGAGGAAUGGCACGACAGGAGUAUGGCAAAGUAUAUGGUGCCCUAGCGCCCUACUAUUUUGAUCUGGCGAAGUCGCAGAGCCAUACCGAUCCCAUCUUGUUCCGGACCUAUCGAGACCCAGAUCAACAGGCCCAGAUGCUGGCACAGUUGAAGAUAUUUGCGAAGAGCGACUUCUCAGAAGGCUGGAACUUCCGCGAGGAAAAGCUCAACACGAUGAUUGGGAUUUUCGAAAACGCGGUACUGCACGAGUUUGAGCAGGGACUUCAACAGAAGGACUAUGACGGGCGGGUGAAGAGGUACGCCUACGUGCUCGUCACAUUAAAUGGGGGCUCGGCCGGCAUAGACACCUAUAUACACAAUCAUCCUGUGAUGACAGAGAAGGAGCAGCUCGGCAAUCCAACAGACUGUUUGCGGCAUGCGACACCGGGUCACAUAUCAUUGGCGCCGUCUCAAGAGUUCUUUCGACGUCUGGCCACAACAUUGCAGGAGGAAGCGGCUAUCAUCGACAGAGUGUUCCCCCCGUCGGUUGACGUACUCUCGCCAUUUCUCGACCGAGUCGCCGAAGACAUAAUAUCUGAAUACCUGACUUCGCUGCUUGAUGCCGCACACGAUGCCAGUAUCGAAACAUACUUGAAGGCAGUGGCGGGUCUCUUUGACCAAAGUGUACAGCUGGCAUUGUCCCUGAAACCCACAAAGGGCUCGAAGGGUGACUUCCAGGAGCAGACGAUGCGGAUCAUCGCUCAGUGUUUCGAGCCGCACAUUGACCUCUAUCUGCAGGAAGAGCUGGAAUUCUUCAAGAGCAAGGCGGAAGCUCAAGUGGACACGUGGGAGAAGCGUCUGACGGAGGAGGAGGAAUCUACGGAAACCUACUUCAUGUCGAACAUUAGCAGGCAAGCAGCGAAGCGGGACUUUCUGACCUCUUUCAAGAAGGUCGUCAUGAUGCCUGUCAAUGUACUACCUACCAUUGGGGGUUCCAACGCAACCAAGUCAUCCCAACCAGUGCCUGCGUCAAACGGCGAAGCACUCGAUGUUCCGUCAAGAGCAAGCACGCCCCUUCCCGACGGCAUGGCAUCACCCAGACCUCUUGAAGCACCAACCACCGAGCUAGCUGCCAAAGCCGCCAUUAUGAAUUCUCGCCUGGAGGGCAUACGCUCCCUGUUCAGCAUCGAAGUGGCCCUGGACCUCAUCCAUCAAGCGAAAGCCAGCUUGGAGCGAGCUGCACGGUUUGUCCGGUUAGGAGGGCAGUCCGGGGAGGAGGCACGGGAGCAGUGUGAAAACAUCUUCAUCCUGCUGCUGCAGAUUCUCGGAAACCGACACAUCAAGCCUGGCUUCGACAGAGCCGUCAGCCACUUAUCGGCGUAUAAACCCAGGGAAGUCGCCAAUCAUAACACGCAAGGAGUGGCGCCUCUAGUCGCCUUCCUCGAACUCGUAAACGUCGGAGAUCUGAUUCAACAGAUGGUGGAUGUCUUUUACGUGCAGGAACUUGUCCAACCGCACCUCACUGACCGAGACGAUUUUCUGAGCCCUGCAUGCAAGGAGAAGAAAAGAUUUGAACAAAUGCUUGACGAGCGGGUAGCUGCAGGUCUAAACAAGGGCAUCGACGUGCUCAUGGACGAGGUGGAGUUCAUCUGCGGGACGACGCAGCAACCAACUGACUACAAUCCUGCGCCAGGGGUUGUCGACAUUGGCCCGAGCCAGACGGCGAAGAAGAUUGUAGAGAUGGUUUCGUCGCAUACCAGCAUGCUGGUGGGUAGUACAGACAAGAACGUGCUGGAUGUGUUUAACCAGGAGGUGGGGCUGCGCCUCUUCACUGCUCUGUGCAAACAUCUGAAACGCCAGAGGAUCAGUGUGGAUGGCGCCGUCAUGCUCAUCAGUGAUAUGAACGCAUACAACGCUUAUGUACAGACCCUGCGCAACAAGUCACUGAGCCAGUAUUUCGCAGCCUUGCGCGAGCUUUCGCAGAUCUAUCUGAUUGCUCCGGACCAUGCCAAGGAGAUAGCAACUAUCAUCGCAGACUCUGGUCGCUACCACGGCAUCUUCAGGGCCGAGGAGGUCUACGAGUAUGCGGAGCGUCGAGCCGACUGGUACCAGAUUAGGGGAGCAGUCGAGAAGCAGAUGUACGGUGUUGGCUGCGCAGUGAUGUGAUAUACAUGAAAGGGCUGAUAUGGGGAAAACCUCAUGUCAUCGGGCAAGUUGUUUAGGCUCGCGCCUGUGUAUUGAGAAAUACAGAGCACGUUGAUGCUCAUUGUUUGGGUGUAGUGGGAAUAAUUGUAUAUAUCAAAACUACUGUACUGUGUACUAGUACCUAGGUACACAGCACUAAGCGCCACACAGCCCUGCAUGCAUGCAAGCUGUUUGGCUGGUGCGG
Molecule: messenger RNA, 3117 nt
Organism: Westerdykella ornata
Lineage: Eukaryota; Fungi; Ascomycota; Dothideomycetes; Pleosporales; Sporormiaceae
Product: secretion pathway protein Sls2/Rcy1
Exons: 3
Coding region: 141-2894 (917 amino acids)
Biological process (GO): Golgi to plasma membrane transport; exocytosis
Cellular component (GO): exocyst; cytoplasm
Molecular function (GO): protein binding
Source: RefSeq, a predicted model, not a curated record